CGCUUCCGUUGGCUUGAGGACUUUCGGUUUUUGUUACCGUGACUAAGAUGGAAUCGUUUUUGGAGCCGCGGUCUGGACUUUGGGCUGGGGGUCCGGCACCCGGACAGUUUUACCGCAUCCCGUGCACUCCCAGUUCCUCCAUGGACCCGGCAUCGGCGCUCCACCGGGGUCCGAUUACGCGGACGCUGAACCCCAUGGUGACCGGGACUUCGGUCCUCGGCGUUAAGUUCGAGGGCGGAGUGGUGAUUGCCGCAGACAUGCUGGGCUCCUACGGCUCUUUGGCUCGUUUCCGCAACAUCUCUCGGAUCAUGAAAGUCAACGACAAUACCAUGCUGGGAGCUUCUGGAGACUACGCUGAUUUCCAAUAUUUGAAGCAAGUGCUCGGCCAGAUGGUAAUUGAUGAGGAGUUGUUGGGAGAUGGGCACAGCUACAGUCCUAAAGCUAUUCAUUCAUGGCUGACCAGGGCCAUGUACAGCCGCCGCUCAAAGAUGAACCCUCUGUGGAACACCAUGGUCAUUGGAGGCUAUGCUGAUGGAGAGAGCUUCCUCGGUUAUGUGGACAUGCUUGGUGUAGCCUAUGAAGCCCCUUCACUGGCCACUGGUUAUGGUGCAUACUUGGCUCAGCCUCUGCUUCGAGAAGUUCUGGAGAAGCAGCCAGAGCUGAGCCAGACCGAGGCUCGAGAGCUAGUAGAACGCUGCAUGCGAGUGCUGUACUAUCGAGAUGCCCGUUCUUACAACCGGGUGAGGAGUGUGAAGAAUAAAAAUGCCAGGAACCUAAUUUGCAGGCUCUGGAGACUUGGGUCCAAAGAAACCCAGUGGUUUCAAAUUGCUACUGUAACCGAAAAAGGCUUUGAAAUAGAGGGACCACUGUCUGCAGAGACCAACUGGGAUAUUGCCCACAUGAUCAGUGGCUUUGAAUGAAAUGCAGACGCAGUCUCCAGAACUGAAGUUAAAACUCCUUUACUUUUGAACCAGCCAAGUUCAAAGUUAAAUCUUUUGUGUAUUAAAUAAAUCCUUCAGAAUG
Nycticebus coucang (slow loris) is the source of this 1023-nucleotide messenger RNA. It is a transcript of the gene PSMB4, whose product is annotated as proteasome 20S subunit beta 4. The coding region runs from base 48 to 920 and encodes 290 amino acids. The transcript has 7 exons. Lineage: Eukaryota; Metazoa; Chordata; Mammalia; Primates; Lorisidae. Gene Ontology annotation, cellular component: proteasome core complex. The record is from RefSeq and is a predicted model, not a curated record.